This is a messenger RNA of Acanthoscelides obtectus, 1569 nucleotides long. NCBI's taxonomy places the organism in Eukaryota, Metazoa, Arthropoda, Insecta, Coleoptera, Chrysomelidae. The record is from the annotation of a GenBank genome assembly.
AGCAGCCUUAAAGGUGCGUAUACAUAUGCGAGCAGAGCGGUUCGCGAGCGGCUUGUGAGCCGCUCGAUGGUGGUUCGUUGAAAUGAUUUUUUCCGCGAACCUCCAGCGAUCCACAGAUUCAGCGCACCAAACGCAAACAAACAUCGCAGUCGACAAAUGCAGUAUGGCUUCGCAAAACGAAAAUUAUACUAUUUUAGUGAUGAGUGCUGCAGUUUUAGUAAUGGCUGAUGUAAAUAUAAAAAAGAGAAGACAACGACGUUGGUGGCGUACUAAUUUAUUUAAGAAACGCAGUGGUACGGAAAUUUUAAUGGACCUAAAGUCGCAAGAAAUAAGCGGACAGUAUAAGAAUUUCACUCGAAUGACACCUACUGACUUUGAGAAUCUGCUGCAAAGGAUUGGACCCCAUAUUUCAAAACAGGAGACUUAUUUUCGUACUCCAAUCUCUGCCCAAGAUAGGUUAGCCGUAACACUUCGGUUUCUUGCCACGGGAGAUUCAUAUACUAGCCUUCAGUAUCUAUUCAGAAUUUCCAAGCAGUCGAUUGGGCGUGUAGUACCCCAAGUUUGUGCUGCACUAAUUAAGGAAUUGCAGGGAUAUAUCAAGCUACCUAAGACUCCCACAGCUUGGAAACAAGUUAGCAAGAUAUUUGAAACACGUUGGAACCUUCCUCAUUGUGUUGGUGCCCUAGAUGGAAAACACGUUGUUUUACAAGCACCAGUGAAAUCGGGUACCGAAUUCUUCAAUUAUAAAUCCAAUUUUAGUAUUGUGCUUUUCGCACUGGUUGAUGGUGAUUAUAACUUUAUGUUUGCUGACGUAAGCUGCCAAGGAAGAAUUUCUGAUGGGGGGGUUUUUAAGGCAAGCAAAUUAUAUCAGCAGCUUACAGAAAACAGACUAGGACUUCCAACACCAGAAGAACUAGAAGGAUGUUCUAUGCAAAUACCGUAUUUUUUUGCCGGCGAUAGCGCAUUUGCUUUAAGCGAAAAUCUCAUGAAGCCCUAUACUGGGGACUUUCCAAAAGGAACUCCUCAACGAAUUUUCAAUUAUCGUUUGAGUAGGGGUCGUGGCAUAGUUGAAAACGCAUUCGGUAUAUCAAGUGCAGUGUUCAGGGUGUUAAGAAAACCAAUGCUCUUAGAGCCUGCAAAAGCAGAGUGGGUUAUAAUGACAGUCAUUCUUUUGCAUAAUUAUCUCAGAAAACACUCACCAAAUAUGUAUACCCCUUUUAGCACAUUAGACUAUGAAGUUAAUGGAAAUUUAACUGAGGGAUCAUGGAGAAAUGAAGGAGAUAUUACGUCUAUGGUACCUAUACGAAAUAUUCCUCGAAGACCCACAAAAUAUUGUACAAAAGUUAGAGAUGAAAUCGCUAAUUAUUUUAUAAAUAAUGGAGCUCUAGAAUGGCAGGACCAAUAUGCUUGAAUUUAUAACAAUAAUUACUUACCGUAGCAAGUCUUUUUCGUGGCAAAUCUCUGUCUUCUAAAAACCUAAACGCUUCAUAGGCAAACCAUCUGCUGUAAUAAACUUCAUCUCUUCCUGAAAAUUAAAAUCGAGAUUAAAAUUAUAUACGGCAAGUGAGC